UUUUAAUUUCACAUAGCGGACACUUGAAAGCAGCCUGAGUGCACCGUCACACAUUUGUUGACAGUGAGCAACAUCACAUGCUAAGCUACAAGUGGAUGAUAUUAGGUUUUGUUAUCGUAUGAAUACAAGGACUAGCUGCUUUGUGGCUCUCUUGUAUCAUCGGUGAAGUGUUCUACACAUUAAGAGAUCCUCUAAACUGUCUCGUUUCCUCCGAGCUAACCGCAGUGUUGUCUACUGCGGUUACCGUUCCCCUGGUCCUGGAUUACACAGGCUGCACAUCUCAUUUAACCCUCAAUGCUGAAUACAAGGGCUGUGUUACAGACAUGCACCCACCAUCUCGACAGGACUAUAUAUCUAUAAGCCUUGCUGGACAAGGAACUUACAAUAACGGAAAGCAGUGGAGGAGGCAGUCCUGCUGGAGGAAAUGGAAACGGCUCUCCAGAUUGCAACGGAGCCUUAUCCUCCUCUUCCUGUUCAUGUGUGGAAUUGCUUCCUAUCCUGCUGUUACUGAACACCUUAGAGGCCUUACAGAUGGAGAGCGCUCCACAGAGAGUAACAGCGUCCUGAGGCCCAUCUUCCCUCAAGUGCUGCCGGAGCCUGUCAAACCACAGCCAGAACAAAGCUCCCAGAAGAAAUUAUCCAACAAGAGAGGGCCGCCCAUCCUUCAGAAUCGUCUUCAGAAGAAGGGCAACGGUACAGUCACAGUGGAGGAAAAGAAAGAAGAGGGGGAGGAAGAGGGGGUCAUCAGCUGGCGAGGUGCAGUGGUUGAUACUGAUAAGGACACAGAAGAAGCCAAGGAUGGGGAAAGUAAGGAUCAUUUACUUGCCAACCAUAAAUCUGGAUCUUCAAACCAGUCAGAAGCUAGCUUGUUGGAGGCUGUGAAGGAUGCUUUCAGACAUGCAUGGCAGGGUUAUAAAGACUUUGCUUGGGGCCACGAUGAGCUUCGGCCCCUCUCCAAGUCCUACAGCGAGUGGUUCGGUUUGGGUUUGACGCUUAUCGAUGCCCUGGACACCAUGUGGAUCCUUGGCCUUAAAGAAGAGUUUGAAGAAGCAAGGACGUGGGUGGCCACAGAGCUCACAUUCAACAAGAAUGUAGAUGUCAACCUGUUUGAAAGCACCAUCCGAAUCCUGGGAGGCCUCCUGAGUACCUACCAUCUGACGGGGGACACCAUGUUCCUGGACAAAGCUAAAGACAUCGGCUCCAGGCUGAUGCCAGCCUUUAACACCCCGUCAAAGAUCCCCUACUCUGAUGUCAAUAUCGGAAAAGGCACAGCCCAUCCUCCCCGCUGGACCUCAGACAGCACUGUGGCCGAGGUCACCAGCAUCCAGCUGGAGUUUAGAGAGCUCAGCCGCCUCACCCAGGACCCUCAGUAUCAGGAUGCAGUGGCUGAGGUUAUGAAACAAGUCCACAAGCUGGACGGAAAGCUGGAUGGUCUCGUGCCCAUGUUCAUCAACACGAACAACGGACAGUUCACCCAUCAAGGCAUCUUCACACUGGGGGCCAGAGCAGACAGCUACUAUGAAUACCUGCUGAAGCAGUGGAUCCAGGGGGGCAAGAAGGAGGACCAGCUCUUGCAGGACUACGUGCAGGCAAUAGAGGGUGUGAAGAAGAAUCUGUUGCAGAAAUCUUCCCCUAAUGGCCUCACCUUUGUUGGAGAACUUUCACAUGGACAGUUCAGCCCGAAGAUGGACCAUCUGGUGUGUUUCCUGCCGGGCACGCUGGCUCUGGGGGCCCACCACGGCCUCCCUGCUGAUCACAUGGAUCUGGCCAAACAGCUGAUGGAGACCUGCUACCAGAUGUACAUCCAGAUGGAGACGGGCCUCAGUCCAGAGAUCGUCCACUUCAACAUGCAUGAGGGCAGCAUCCGAGACAUCGACGUAAAGCUUGCAGAUAGGCACAACCUCCUGCGGCCGGAGACAGUGGAGAGCCUCUUCUACCUGUACAGGUUCACCAAGGACCACAAGUACCAGGACUGGGGCUGGAACAUUCUGCAGAACUUUAACAAGUACACCAAGGUUUCCUCCGGGGGCUACACCUCCAUCAACAACGUCCGUGACCCGGACUACACCAGCCCUCGAGACAAGAUGGAGAGCUUCUUCCUGGGAGAGACCCUGAAGUAUCUGUACCUGCUUUUCUCAGACGAUCCCAGCCUCAUCAGUCUGGACGAGUAUGUGUUCAACACUGAAGCUCACCCCCUGCCUAUAUGGCCCUCCACAGCCUGACACAAACAUACCCAGGAAUUGAAAUGGCCGAUAGAACUGCCUGUAGAAACUGAACACAUCUCAGGGUUGGUCGAACACCAAGAUAACUCCUAUCUCUGUGACUGAAUGACAAGCACACACCAGAGGGAGCGUCUCCGUUACUGAUUCCAUCAAUGGUUUCCUCUCUGUGUGAAGAGGAGCCGGGGUCAACGUGUAGACUGGUUUAUUAUUCACUGGUGGAUUUUGUUGCAUGGACUCUGGUAGUGAGUGUAUGCUGAUGAAGCAGAGGAAGGUUUCCGUCCUCUACCAUCUGCGUUAAAGAGAAACCUGAUUGUGACGUGAAUCAAAGAUGUCUUGAACACAUGGAGGUGUUGGAUGGCUGAUACUGAGAUUUCCAGUUUGAAGCUGUUCAUUGCUUACAGCUGUGCACAUAACUUCAAACACAAAUGUACAUGUUAUGUCGGGGAAAAAAACAUGUUGUAUUUAUCCCCUGCAUUGUAUCCAGUGAAAUGGUUUCUUAAGCUCGCAUCUGCCAUGGGGGUGCAACCCGGUGCUGAGGUCAGCAGACGGUUACUGACCUGAAGCCUCCUGUGUGUCUGCUGCUGCCCUCUGUCACAGCUCUGUACUGCUGUGACUCCUGCAGGGCUGCAAGACAAAGCUAAUGAGUCCAUCACACUGUGUCAUAUAGUCAUUCUGUCUGGCUAUGACUAUCCUCAGAUGCCCUCGGUGCUCGCUCAGCCCAGUAUUCGCUUUCCCAUGCUGCAUUCAUGUCAUACAGGAGAUGUGACUUUACUGCAUAAAAGUUCCAUCCUAGAACAGUGCAACUCAAGGAGUAGCAUUCAGUUUAGUUUGUGGAGGACACUGACUUCAAGUCUGCAGGGUCAAGGGAUAUCAAGAUAAUAUUUCUCCGUUUGUCAGAGAUGAUCGUAUGUCAUGCUGGAAGCAGCAUUCAGAUCGUAAACUUCAGUGAAAGCACACAAUACUGUAACACACUUACAUGCCUCAACGCCCAAGCAACGCUUUUUUAUCUUUGCAACCUGGCAACCCAGCAGUUUUCCCAAUGCCCGACAUGAUUGGUGGACCCUGACUGGCAGGCCAGGCAGAGCUACUGUUCAUGAACGCAACAUGGUGGACAUCUGCUCAGCAGAGUCUGGGGCCAUGCAGGUCCUUAAACUCUGACAUGUAACCUUUGAUAAUCAAGGUUGGAAAAGGUGUGUGUGUGUGUGUGUGUGUGUGUGUGUGUGUGUGUGUGUGUGUGUGUGUGUGUGUGUGUGUGUGUGUGUGUGUGUGUGGCAAGUUAUUAAUAACUUCUUGCAAUCGUAUAAUUCCCAUUUGGCAUGAAUGCAUCAUUGAUCUGUACUCGGGACUGACUUUGUUAUGAUUUCAGUUGUUGCUAAGCAGCAGAUUUACUAGUGAAGCUUGUCUUUUGUGAGGAUAGCAAUGAGUUAUAAGCAUCAUUUUUCUGAGAAGCUGCUCUUUUCACUGAUUGUUCCAUUUCUCCUUCUGUUUUUCUUGGUAUGGUGUGACAUUCCUCUGAUUCUCUUUGAAGUGAUAGCAAUUAAUUUAAAAUAGAAAUGUAGCGUGCGAUCCUCUUAAUACAGUCAGCUCUUUUGUGUUUUCAAAGUAGCAACCUCACAGCAGCUGCAUUCAUUCCUGUGAAUACUAAUAGUUUACAUCAUAGCUCUAUUCUGUUUAAGACCAAACUCAUCUUGUGUAUUCUGUGUAUUCUCCUUGGUAUUGUUUCACAUGUGCCUUCAAAAUACAACUGUUGACUUGCUGAUGUGUAUUUCUAUCCAUUCAGUCUACUAUGAACAUGUGCAUCCGUUGCUGGUUAGCCACAGUGUGAUCAUAAUGCAAAUAUGACUAUUUUUACGAUGGAAUAAUAAAGUAAGGGUUUCUAUUUUUUCAGCAGUCCCUCAAAGCAAUCUUUAGGUUUACAGAAAGCUCAUCUCCAGCAGUGUACGUCCUGCCUGAAGAGGCUCGGACCCCUCCCUAGAUGUUUUCAGCAUCAUUCCUGAGCCAAACAUGCUGAACAUAUCAACCUAGUGUUUGAUAAUUGAAGCCAUUUCUACAAAGCAGCUUCUGUUUCAGGUCAAACUAUUUCCAGUGCUUUUGAUAAGGGUCUGUGGGGUUUGAAAUCAUUGACUGCGUCACUUCUGUUUGAGACAGACUGCUUUAAGUGGAGGCUGUGCCACGCUGCACUCAAACAUGUUUUAUAUUUGUGUUGGUUUUUAUUGUCACAUGGUGAAUGAUAAACUCUGGAUCGGCUUUAAAUGAGUAAAAAUUGUAGAAAUUAAAGAGAUUUUAUUGAACAGAA
This is a messenger RNA of Gymnodraco acuticeps, 4518 nucleotides long. RefSeq names its product mannosidase, alpha, class 1B, member 1b (gene man1b1b). The record is from RefSeq and is a predicted model, not a curated record. Gene Ontology annotation, cellular component: endoplasmic reticulum; membrane. The transcript is spliced from 15 exons. Lineage: Eukaryota; Metazoa; Chordata; Actinopteri; Perciformes; Bathydraconidae. Gene Ontology annotation, biological process: N-glycan processing; carbohydrate metabolic process. The coding region runs from base 324 to 2222 and encodes 632 amino acids. Gene Ontology annotation, molecular function: mannosyl-oligosaccharide 1,2-alpha-mannosidase activity; calcium ion binding.